AUGGCGGGUUUGCUGAAGAAGACCACCGGCCUUGUGGGAUUGGCUGUAUGUGAAAGUCCACACGAGAGGCUAAGAAUAUUGUACACAAAGAUUCUUGAUGUUCUUGAGCAAAUUCCUAAAAACGCAGGGUAUAGAAAGUAUACAGAACAGAUUACAAAUGAGAAGCUGAGUAUGGUUAAAGUGAAACAACUGAAUGCCUGUUAUAUGCCAUGUAUGGUUGUAGGCAUGGAAGCCAGUGCCUAUAUUGUAAUGAACAAAACGGAUAAAAAUCCCUGCCUUCUUGGAGAUUAUACAUUAAUGGUGGGAGGCAAAGAAGAACCAGAUGUUAAGAAAUUAGAAGACCAACUUCAGGGUGGCCAACUAGAAGAGGUGAUUCUUCAGGCUGAAAAUGAACUAAGUCUGGCCAGAAAAAUGUUACAGUGGAAACCAUGGGAGGCUUUAGUGAAAGAGCCUCCCGCCAACCAGUGGAAGUGGCCAAUAUAA
This is a messenger RNA of Zalophus californianus (California sea lion), 483 nucleotides long. RefSeq names its product NADH dehydrogenase [ubiquinone] 1 alpha subcomplex subunit 5-like. Bases 1 to 483 code for a protein of 160 amino acids. The record is from RefSeq and is a predicted model, not a curated record. Lineage: Eukaryota; Metazoa; Chordata; Mammalia; Carnivora; Otariidae. Gene Ontology annotation, biological process: respiratory electron transport chain. The transcript has a single exon.